Peromyscus californicus insignis is the source of this 426-nucleotide messenger RNA. RefSeq names its product colony stimulating factor 2 (gene Csf2). Gene Ontology annotation, cellular component: extracellular region. Gene Ontology annotation, molecular function: cytokine activity; granulocyte macrophage colony-stimulating factor receptor binding; growth factor activity. The transcript is spliced from 4 exons. The record is from RefSeq and is a predicted model, not a curated record. The coding region runs from base 1 to 426 and encodes 141 amino acids. Gene Ontology annotation, biological process: myeloid cell differentiation; immune response. NCBI's taxonomy places the organism in Eukaryota, Metazoa, Chordata, Mammalia, Rodentia, Cricetidae.
AUGUGGCUGCAGAUCUUACUUGUCCUUGGCAUUGUGGUCUGUAGCUUUUCUGCACCCACUCGCUCACCCGCCCCUGUCACCCAGCCCUGGAAUCAUGUCAAUGCCAUCAAAGAAGCCCUGAGCCUCCUGAAUAACACGCCUGACAUAGAGAAUGAAGAUGUAGAAAUUGUCUCUGAAGAGUUCUCUGUCCAGAGGCCAACAUGUGUGCCGGCCCGCCUGAGGGUAUACGAGCAGGGCCUACGGGGCAACCUCACCAAACUCAAGGGCACCUUGAACAUGAUGGCCAGCCACUACCAGAAGAACUGCCCCACCACCCCGAAAAAUGACUGUAAGACACACAUCACCACAUAUGAGGAUUUCAUAGACAACCUUAAAGGCUUUCUGUUCGACAUUCCCUUUGACUGCUGGAAGCCAGUCCAGAAAUGA